CCCGCCAGGGUGGCCUGCAGUGCUACCGCAAGAACGCCGAGUGGGCCCAGUGCUUGUCCACGUGCAAACCAGGGGAGAUGAACGGCAAGGACACGGACGGCACCUGGAGCUGCGAGGAGAACUCGGCGAACGGACGCCGACCACGGGGGCCUGCGCCACCAAGGGUGGGCAGUGUGCCGACUCGCAGUGCUGCAGCAUGCCAGGCCGCGAAAGAUGAGUUCUGGGCAAGCUGCUUGGACACCUGCACCCCCGCCUUCGUGAACAACGACCCCACGGACGUGAAGAGCUGGACCUGCGAGGACCCCUCGCCGCUCGGCGGGCGGGUUCCGAAGCAGGUGCUCAACGAUGACUUUUGGAAGCCCAAGUCCGACAAGACCUGGCCUCGCGAGUCGAAGAAGCUAGCCAACAUCAAGUGGAUGUUCUCUAGGCCCUCCGGAUCCGCGGCCAAUUGCAGCUGGCCGGCCGACGACUGCACCAAGACGGCGUGCUGCAAGAUGAACGGUUUCGACUGCUACGAGAUCAGCGAAUACUGGGCCAGCUGCAUGACCGAGUGCAACGACACCACGGUCGACAGCGACGGCAAACCAGCGACGUGCAAGCUUCUCGGAGAGUCGAAGUCGAACCAGGACCCGCUCCCCCAGGCGGUGGAUAAGCCCCUGGGCACGUCGAUGUACUGCAUAGUGGUCGCGAAGGAGAGCUCAUACGAGACGAAGCUGACGGCCAUGAUGGAGGAGCAGAGCGUGGGGAUCUUCGGCUGCGAUGCACAUUCCGUGUUCCAUGGCAUGGAGGCUCGCCUGGAGGCCGCGCCGGCGCGGAUGGCCGGGGCGCUGCCCUUCGCGCUCGGCGUGGUGGGAGACCUGGUGCACCAAGCGGGCCUGGCGGCGGCGCGCCUGACCCUGGGCCGGACUGGCGCUUCCAGCCCGAGGCCUCUGCAGCGGGCUGGGGCUGGCCGGCGCUGGCGGCAGCGGCGGGGCUUGGAGGCGUGGCCGGAGCCCUGCUGCGCCGCCGCUCAGCAGCAGCCGCGUGCUCGGCCGAGAGCCCCAAGGGCGAGGAUGGCGGGACUCCCACUGGAGUGGGGGUACGCGUUGUUCAACGACCCCGCGGCGCCUCCGCCCCUGCUCUGGCACCAGCGCCUCUGCCACGGGCUGGUGGCGUCAUUGGGGGCUGAGGAGGUGGUGAUCACGUCGCCCGGCGGAGACACCUACGUGGAGGACUACAGGGCGGCGACUGGCGACGUGAUCGCCUUCCGCAGGGCAGCUGGCCGCUGGCCGCCCCCCGCCGGGCUCCCGCGCGGGCAGUGCUACCGCUUCCGCGCGGAGCCGACGCCGGCGCAGCUGGUGCGGUGGCGGGGCGAGGCGGAGGCUGCUGCGCGGGCCUACCAGGCGGCGCAGGCGGCGGCCCGCGGGCUCGCGGUGCUGGCGCCCGGCGCCCCGGCGCUGCUGCCGAUGCCGCCCGCCGGCGAUGCCGGAGCCGCGGCAGCUGGUGGGGCUGCGGCUGGGGCUCUGGUGGCGGCGGCCCUGCCGCCGGCGGCGGCGGCGCCAGCGGCUGGAGGGGCCGCGGGAGGCGCGGGCGCGCUGGUGGCGGCUGCAGGUGCGGCGGCGGUGACCCACCACUUGGUCAGCGUGGAGACCCACACGCAGUACGUGGACAACUUUGCGGCGUUCUCGCAGGACUUUGCGAAGGCGGAGGCUGCCGCGAUCGCCGUGGACGCGGGCAUGAAGGCGGGGCUGUACGACGAGGCGCUGGUGCUGGACAACUCGGAGUACUUUGACUUGGUGCCGGGGCUGCAGCUGCUGCGCGCAGGUUGCCUCUCGUUCGAGCUGCUGCGCUCGCCCGCUGCUCCCGACGCCGGCUCGCUCAGCGGCUCGGCCUCCCUGGGGCCGUCCUGCGCGGGCCCUCUCGGGAGCCCCGCGCAGGGCCUCGAGGGCGAGGCGCGGCGGCUGCGGCACGCGCCCGAGCCCUCGAGCCCGACGGGCGAGGGCGCCGCACGCCGCGCGGCGCAGCGCCGCCGUGGGAGCGCCAGAGCGAUGAGCGAGGUAGGCGCUUCAAGGCUGGUGCCAGUGGUGCCGGAGCAGUCGUUGCGAACCGACGCGGUGGAGUUCGUGCCCGUCGCAGGCGCCGUCGUCCUCGUGAUGGAGCACGUCGGCGUUCGGUUCACGUGCGGCGCCGUGGCGUUUUCGAGCAUCCCGGAUCCCUUCGGGGUGGUGUGCUGGAAGCUACUUGCCGCAGGCGGCGGCGCUGUUAGGGCCCCUACGGGGGACGACUGUGCUGCCGCUGGCGUCGCAGGCGCCGCCUCCGAAGAGGAAGUGGACGCUGAUGCCAACCCCCAGGCCGACGCAGUGGCCAUGUUCGACUCGUUAUCCGACGACGUGCCCGACACGCCGCCAGACGCCGAGCCCAACACGUUCUUGCAGCUCCCUUUCGCGGUCGCGGCGGCCCAGGCUUUGGCUUCGCGCCAGGUGGCCCUCGUGACAGGGGCUGUCGCGCCGGUGUCGGUGGCGUCUUUCGGCGGGAGCGCAGAGCGCGAGGCGCGGCGGCUGGCACGCCGCUGUCGAGCUGCUGGCUGGCGGCGGGGUGACCGCCUGCUCAGGCCCGAGGCCAGCGCGGCUCGCGAGGAACUCUCAGCCCGCAUAGAGUCGGACGGCAAGGAGGAACUCAGCUCCUACGACAAGUACUCCUGCUGGUGUGAAGACACGCUCGCCCGCAAGGCGAAGGACAUCAGCAGCGCCAAGGAGCAGGUGGACGGCCUCCAGACGCUGGUCCAGAAGCUCCAGGGCGAGAUUGGCACCCACGGCGUGGAGAUCGAGAACCUCAACAAGCUGAUCGCUGAGAACAGGGAGUCCCAGAGCGAGGCCGAGGAGAUGCGGGGUCAGGACAACUCGGAGUACGAG
Molecule: messenger RNA, 2891 nt
Organism: Prorocentrum cordatum
Lineage: Eukaryota; Dinophyceae; Prorocentrales; Prorocentraceae
Source: the annotation of a GenBank genome assembly